GUCCUCUCCGACGAGCCGCGCAUCUUCCUCCAGCCGGGCUUCCUCACGGAGGAGGAGUGCGAAAAGCUCAUCUCUCUCGCGGCGUCGCGGCUGGAGGUGCCGCUGCUGCGCGCUGCGGAUUCCGACUUUGAGUUGAUCGAGCCCUCGAGCGAAACCGCUGUGCACCAGCGGGCCAUCCUGGAGCCCGACUGGGAGCUCGAGCUCCCCUGGCUGCAAUCGAUUGUGAAGCGGAUGCACGUCUUCGCGCGGGUGCCGAUACAGCAUGGAGAGCCUCUUCACGUGGGGAGGUACCGCGACGACGAGCAGUUUCCUCUCCACCGCGACUCGUUUGGGUCACCGUGGGCACCCGGCUACGUGGAUACGCACGGAGGACGGCACGCCACCAUGAUGGUGUACCUUCGAAAUGUCUCCUCGGGCGGUCACACCGUGUUCCCCUUUGUGCCCGCGGGUGCGGAGGACGAGGCGCUGCUGCGCGUCAAGCCGGUGGCGGGCACCGCGCUGCUCUUUUACAACCACGACGUGGAUGGCUACUUCAAUCCGCUGAGCAUGCAUGGCGGGUGUCCGCCCGGGCCUGGAGAGGAGAAGUGGAUCGCGCAGCGAUGGUUCUACCAGCGG
Messenger RNA from Emiliania huxleyi CCMP1516, 615 nucleotides. RefSeq lists its product as hypothetical. Lineage: Eukaryota; Haptophyta; Isochrysidales; Noelaerhabdaceae. Gene Ontology annotation, biological process: peptidyl-proline hydroxylation to 4-hydroxy-L-proline. Gene Ontology annotation, molecular function: procollagen-proline 4-dioxygenase activity; L-ascorbic acid binding; iron ion binding. Gene Ontology annotation, cellular component: endoplasmic reticulum. The record is from RefSeq and is a predicted model, not a curated record. The transcript has 2 exons. The annotation marks the transcript as partial.